AUGAAUAAUAAGUCCUCAGUGAUUGAUAGAUCACGCAAUCAACUGAGAAGCUUAAACAUGACUUUGCCUACUUCAACUUAGAUGUCGAUGAUAAGCACUACUAGUUAUAAUUCCUAAACCUUUAAGAUAAAAUACCAUGAUGAUAUCAAGCGAGUUUCUCUGAAAAUACCUUUUACCUACGAUGAUCUCAUUCAAAAGUGCAUUAGCAUUUACCAACUUAUAAAGAGCAAAGAAAGCUAUUUCCUUUAAUCUGAGGACUUAAAUGCUCCGUUUAUCAUUAAUGAUGAUGAAAAUUUGAAUUAUUACGCUUCAUUUCAGGAGGCAUAAGGAUAGAAUUUGAUAAAGCUAGUGCUUAAUUAAGUUGAUGAGGUAAUACAACCAAAGCAACAAUAGCUUGAGGCUUCUGGAGUUUUUAGCAUAAAAGAAUAAAAUAUAAAGAACUCUGUUAGUGAAGAACAUGGUUAACAAGAAUCAAUUACACCUUACCAGCACAUAAUCAACCCUCAAAUGAUUAUCAGAAUACUUUCUCUUCUUUAAGAGAAAGGAUAAGUAACUAAAUAAGACGUAUAAAAAUUAAGUCUCUCAAAUUCUUAAAUGAACAGUGAGUAAGAACUGUCGAAAGUUACUAACCAAGAUAGUUUGAAUGUUAUUGAUCAAAGUGAGGUCAUUAUCUACGAUAUCCUAUAUUGCAAUAGUAGUAAAAAUUUGGUUAAGUCCGAGGGUGAUAUCACUCAAUCUUACAAGAGCACCAAUGUAACAAUGAGUGAAAAGCUCAAACUCCAAUAAUCUAUCAAUGAGGCUGAGUUAAAGCUAAGCCAGUUGUAGGAAAAAGAGAGUUUGAUGUAUUUGAAAAGAGGUCAGAAAAAUUUGAAAAAUUAAUAUAAUAGCUAGUUUAGGUAUAGCUACUAAGGAAGUAUUAUGCAAAGUGGCUUUAUGACUUAAAGAGGCCGCACAAACAGCGGCUAACUUGAGACUCCUAGACGCCAAUCGUAAAUGAGAAUGUCAUUUUAAAAUAGAUACUCAAAUAACUCACUCAACAUGAGUAAGGAGGAGCAAAUUAUUCAACAAUAACAGCAGCAACAACAAGAUAUCAAGCAUAAUAGUUUUAAUCAAUUUAAUAAAACAGAGUCAAAUAACCAAUAAAGUGCCAUUAAAUUGCAACUAAAUACUAACAAUGAAUAGCUGCAGAGACUUCUCAAUCAGCAUAGAGAUGAUGACAACAUAAGUUUGAUUAGUAGUGAGAUUAAUACAAUUCUAGAGAAGAAUGAGAGCAUGGAAAUAAGCAUGAUUUUGAACGAGAGUAACAUAAAUUAGAGUUACAUGAAAUGA
Molecule: messenger RNA, 1329 nt
Organism: Stylonychia lemnae
Lineage: Eukaryota; Ciliophora; Spirotrichea; Sporadotrichida; Oxytrichidae
Source: the annotation of a GenBank genome assembly